This is a messenger RNA of Drosophila erecta, 472 nucleotides long. RefSeq lists its product as uncharacterized. The coding region runs from base 120 to 308 and encodes 62 amino acids. NCBI's taxonomy places the organism in Eukaryota, Metazoa, Arthropoda, Insecta, Diptera, Drosophilidae. The record is from RefSeq and is a predicted model, not a curated record. The transcript has 2 exons.
CGAGUUGAUGGAAUCACUAGCUCGGCACAUCUGUUGGUAUAUAAGGCCCAUCUCAGUUGCAUCCCAUAAAAUAGUUGCAUUUUGUAGUUGCCCAAGAAUUCGAAAAGGAUUUCAUAAACAUGCUUCUGAAAUGCACUUGGCUCUUGAUUUUGGUCCUGUCAUUGAUGGCAGGAGCCUUUGCCAGCAGCGGAUGUCCUGCAGGAUACAAUGCCGAGAACAAUCGGUGCACCAUCGAGCGUCCUGUUCACGGCUCUUGUCCCCCCGGAUCCUCCUACAGCCUGAACAUUAACAAGUGUGUCCACUCCUAAAGAUCUCGUCGAAUGAAAUACCCAAUUUCAAGUUUUACUCUUAUAUCAAUGUGGAAACAACAAUGUGACCUUUAAAUCUUAGUUAGGAGAAAACAAAAGUGUAGAGUUUUUAAAAAACAUUGUAAUGUAUUAAAAAGAUCACGGAUAUACCUUUUGCCUGUUAA